This is a messenger RNA of Drosophila arizonae, 2371 nucleotides long. RefSeq names its product protein interacting with PRKCA 1 (gene PICK1). Lineage: Eukaryota; Metazoa; Arthropoda; Insecta; Diptera; Drosophilidae. Gene Ontology annotation, cellular component: postsynaptic density; neuron projection; synaptic vesicle. The record is from RefSeq and is a predicted model, not a curated record. Gene Ontology annotation, molecular function: protein kinase C binding; protein domain specific binding; phospholipid binding. Gene Ontology annotation, biological process: regulation of Arp2/3 complex-mediated actin nucleation; receptor clustering; positive regulation of receptor internalization.
UUAAGCAGCCAAGUUCACGUCAGAAGUGUAUGGGAAGGCUCUAAGGCCUGCUUGUUUAAAAUAGUAAAUAAAUAAGAAAAUUGACAAAAUGCUGACGGACGACGAUGAUUUCUUCUACGAGGAUAAAAUGUAAGUACCGGAAUGCAUGUAUAUACGCUUGCAUAUGGUAUCGGGUGGAAUAGGAAGUACUAGCUCUGCCUCUAUUUCUCUCUGUAUGUGUAUAUAUAUGAUAAAUAUAUAUCUGAUUCCUAAAAGUUCGAAACAAAAAUUGGAGGAUUUAAAAGUCAGCGCGGCCACCGAUACAGAAACUGCGGUCUUUUGCACUGGCCUCGAGCUAACACCAGAUCGAUAUGGACUCUUUAGUAAACAAAAAUACGAGCUAGAUCGCUUGUAAGUCAAUAUGAUUGCUUUAGUUCGCUUCCAGGGAUUUGGAGUAGCCUUGAAAUUGGUUAAUUUGCGGGCCUGCACAUAUUCGUCGUGGCAGCGCUGCGCCCACUCGAUCGCCUUUCGUUGCCAGCGCGUCUCCUGCUCCCGCCGGUUCCACAAAUCGAACUGUUUGCGCAGCUUGCCCCGUUCCACGGACUUCAGAUGGAACGGUUCAGUCUUCACAAUGCUCGAUAAGAUGCGCGGCACGAACGGAGGCUGGCGCCAGCUCUCCGAGGCUUGGCUCAACUGCGGCCGCAGCGUCACCUCCCUCAUUAUCUGUUGCUCCAGAUUCGCCCGUUCCGUCUGCCAACGUUUGGCCGCCUCCAUAGAUUUCUUUACGUUUGUGCAUCAACUUGAAAUUUGGCACCGCAUGGCUAUGGAACUGGCAUUGCCGGCUCUGCUCCUGCUGCAACUGACGCAGCUCCUGCUGCCGAUUGCGGUCGUACACGUGCUUUCUUUUCCAUUCCAGGUCUUUGAUGGCACUCCCGCUGCCCGUGAAGGCUCCCUGCAAUCAGGUGAUGAAUUGCUCGCUGUCAAUUCGGUGAGCGUUAAGGGCAAAACCAAAGUGGAGGUCGCCAAGAUGAUUCAAACUGCUACGGAUGAGGUGACCAUUCACUACAACAAGCUGCACGCAGAUCCGGAACAGGGCAAAACGCUGGACAUAAUCCUCAAGAAACUGAAGCAUCGCAUUGUGGACAAUUUGUCGAGCAAUACGGCUGACACGCUGGGUCUAUCGAGGGCUAUACUAUGCAAUGAUUCGCUGGUCAAGCGACUAGAGGAGCUGGAGGGCACAGAGCUGAUGUACAAAGGACUUGUGGAGCAUGCGCGACGCAUGCUGAAGGCCUAUUACGAUCUAUUGCAGACAUACAAGAGCUUUGGCGAUUGUUUCACCCAGAUCUCGGCACAUGAGCCGCAGCAGCGUGCCAGCGAAGCAUUUCGUACUUUUGGCGAAUUUCAUCGCUCGCUGGAAAAGGACGGAUUGGCUAUCAUUAAGCAAAUUAAGCCCGUGCUCGCAGAUCUGGGCACGUAUCUGAAUAAGGCCAUACCUGACACAAAAUUAACCGUGCGACGUUAUGCGGAUGCGAAGUUCACCUAUCUCUCCUAUUGCCUGAAGGUCAAGGAGAUGGAUGAUGAGGAGCAUGGCUUUGCAGCGUUGCAGGAGCCGCUCUAUCGCGUCGAGACGGGCAACUAUGAAUAUCGUUUAAUUCUGCGCUGUCGCCAGGAUGCGCGUAGCAAGUUCGCCAAGCUGCGCACAGAUGUUCUCGAGAAAAUGGAGCUGCUGGAGUGCAAGCAUGCCAUGGACUUGAAUAAGCAGUUGCGCAGCCUACUCGAUAGUUUGGCGGAACUACACAGAAGCUUGGUGGCACGUCUGGACUCCCUACCUCCUCUCUUCCCCAUUGAAGUGGACUUUAAGGAAACGGAUUUUCAAUACAAAUCGAGUACGCUCAAGCCCCAGGAGCUGGAUGAUGACGAAAUUGAAGAGAAUUCAACAACACGUUCCCAUAAAGUAACAUACGGCAGGGAAGCCGUCGAGCAGCCGGCGCCCAUUAUCAAUGUGGAACUAAAGGAGCCCACAACUGCGUCCAAUGCCAACGAAAACGAAUCCCUGCUCAAGGAACUGGGUUUGCACGAUGUGGAUUUGCUUUCCAAUCCGCAAACUAUUAGCAAUCAAACGGAUUCCAUUUCGGCACAGAAUGACGGCUACGAUUUUGACUUAUUUUUGAAUCAGGCAAAUGCUACGACAAGCCUCGAACGGGAUCUGAUGUCAGCCAAUGCCAGCGAAACUGAUUUGCUGCUGCAAUAGACUUUUUGUGUACAAACAGAAUUUCCUUUAUUAGAAUCGAGCUCUUUUUCUAACUGUUCGUUUUGCUAUUUACGUGUAUAUAUUGUUAAGUGUAUGUGAAAUUAGAUAUAUUGAACACCAAAUGAAUAAUAAAACUAGAAA